Messenger RNA from Petromyzon marinus (sea lamprey), 3554 nucleotides. RefSeq names its product histone deacetylase 3 (gene HDAC3). Lineage: Eukaryota; Metazoa; Chordata; Hyperoartia; Petromyzontiformes; Petromyzontidae. Gene Ontology annotation, molecular function: histone deacetylase activity. Gene Ontology annotation, biological process: epigenetic regulation of gene expression. The record is from RefSeq and is a predicted model, not a curated record.
CCCCCGGAAGCCGCCUCAGCGGUGCUGCAAUGGCGGCGCGAGUGUCGUACUUUUACGACGCGGACGUGGGCAACUUCCACUACGGGCCUGGCCACCCGAUGAAGCCACAUCGCCUGGCGCUCACCCACAGUCUCGUGCUGCACUAUGGCCUUCACAAAAAGAUGAUGGUCUACAAGCCGUACCGCGCGUCGCAGCACGACAUGUGUCGCUUCCACUCGGAGGAGUACAUUGACUUCUUGCAGCGCGUCACGCCCCACAACAUCCAGGGCUUCACCAAGAGCCUCAACACUUUCAACGUCGGGGACGACUGCCCCGUGUUUCCCGGUCUCUUCGAGUUCUGUGCAAGGUACACGGGUGCCUCCCUGCAGGGAGCGACGCAGCUCAACAACAAGAUGUGCGAUAUUGCAAUCAAUUGGUCUGGUGGGCUUCAUCACGCCAAGAAGUUUGAGGCAUCGGGAUUCUGCUAUGUCAAUGACAUAGUUAUUGCCAUCCUGGAGCUGUUGAAGUACCACCCGCGUGUGCUCUACAUCGACAUUGACAUCCACCACGGCGACGGGGUGCAGGAAGCCUUCUACCUCACCGACCGCGUCAUGACCGUGUCCUUCCACAAAUAUGGGAACUACUUUUUCCCCGGAACAGGUGAUAUGUACGAGGUGGGUGCAGAGAGCGGGCGCUACUACUCGGUCAAUGUCCCCCUGCGGGACGGCAUCGACGACCAGUGCUACAGGCUGCUGUUCCAGCCAAUCAUCAAGCAGGUGAUGGACUUCUACCAGCCCACGUGCAUCGUGCUGCAGUGCGGCGCCGACUCACUGGGCUGUGAUCGCUUGGGCUGUUUCAACCUCAGCAUCAAGGGACAUGGCGAGUGCGUAGACUUUGUAAAGUCAUUCAAUAUUCCGCUGCUGGUGCUCGGCGGAGGGGGCUACACAGUGAGGAAUGUGGCACGGUGCUGGACAUAUGAAACCUCUUUGCUGAUGAACGAUCCGAUAAGCGAUGAACUUCCCUACAACGAGUAUCUGGAGUACUUUUCACCCGACUUCAGUCUGCAUCCAGACAUCAGCACUCGCAUUGAAAACCAGAAUUCCAAGCAGUACUUGGAGCAAAUCCGGCAAAGUAUCUUUGAGAACCUGAAGAUGCUGAACCACGCACCCAGCGUUCAGAUCCACGAGGUUCCUUCCGACUUACUCAGCUACGAGCGCAAGGAUGAGCCCAACCCAGAUGCCCGCCCCGGCACGGACGACGCCAUAGUCAAGCCCGAUGCAGCCAACGAGUUUUACGACGGAGACCAGGACAACGACCGGGAGAGCGACGUGGAGGUGUGAAGGCCGGGGGCCACGUGGAGGCCUGAAGAUGCGCGGAGGUGUGACCGUCCGAGCACAGUUCUCUUCCACGAUAUCAACUAGGCAUGUAAUGAUGUAUCGAUUUAUAAAUGAUGAUUAUUCUCACAGUCAUCAGUAGCCGUGAUUUAUCCACUGCUGGAUAAAGGCUUCCCCCAAAGCGCAUUCCCUUCCCUCACGAUCUCGCAGUGUAACAAUCCACCCAAUUCACGAUGAGCUGAUUUAAUCGCUCAGUCUUGGCGGUGGAUGUCCACUCGGACAUGUUCUCUCCUUUGGCUGCCACUCAAUCAUUAGACUCGACCACUAUGCCGUCAUCCUUUUCACUGACGUGUUACUGUUCUGAAGGCCUCUUAACCAAUAUGAUGUGUCUGGCUUGCGUCUGCUCUCUGCUCUGUGUUCCUCUUCCUUUCAGUGUAAUUCCAAGCAUGUACCUUGCCAUGCUUCUUGCACACUUUUCCACUCCUGUUCCAUUUAGUUUUUCCCUGCCCAUGUUUAAGUUAUAUCAGAUAGUAUACACUGAUUAGAAAUAUUCUUAUCGAGGCACAUUGGUACGUUACGUUUCAUUAGUAAGUUCAUGUUUGCAAAGGCACCAAAACUUGCUCGUCCACUCCUGACUGAGAGAUCAUCUUUAAUGGUUUGGUGAACGUACAUGUAACUUACAUUUUACGUAACAUUUAUUUUGCUUGCUCUGGUUUUAUUUCUGGAGCGCUACUUCUAUACCAAGUUCUUCUAUCACUUCCAGUAGUUCCUUUCCAUUGGUUAUUACGCCCACAAUACACGCAUCGAAUCGUUAGAAUCAUACAGCAAACCCUUGCCCAUCCACGAGGGUUACGUUCUUGAAAAUAUCCGCAAUCAGUAAAUCCGCAAACUCGGAGGCAAAUGUGAAAAGUAGGUUGAGGUUGACGGCUCGCAAUUCGACACCCCCUUUUAUUUUACGAUUAAUAUUUUAUAACGCUAAAUACAGCUUGUACGGUAAAUGUAUAGAAUAAAAAAACGGAAUGUAUUGUACAAUACUGUACACAUCCGUGUACAGUAGUGUACAGUAUUGUACAUGACGGGAAGAAAAAUCACGUGGCCGAACGUCGCUGCCACACUGGAGGCUGGGAAUCCAUCACCUGGGACCCCCCCCGCCAUGGGCUGCUUGGGAGACUAAGAUGGAGACAAGAUGGCACGUAUUUCCUUCCGUGACAGCAUCACCGCAAGCAGUACAGUUAUGCAUACAGGAAUCUCCCUGUCAACUGCGAAUGGUCGAGCCACAGGGGCGCGAUCGGCGAACUGUCCCUCCAAUAAAUUUGGCAUAAAACAAUGAUGAGGGAAAAUCGUUACAUGCCGAACAUAAAAUCGUACUUGAUAAAAUGGCCUUGUCGCAUACGUGUGAAUUUCUCAAAAAGUGUUAUUUAUUUUAGUUACCAUUUGCUGUGCUGUGCUGUUUUAGUUGUAAACCAGAAAGGUCGGAAGGGAUCCAACCAAUCGCAUAGUUGUAAUUGUUUCUUUUCAGUCUAUUUUUUUAGUAUGGCUGUGAUAUUCACAGUUAAACAAGACAAGUCUUGUGGUGCAAUGAUAUUGUGACUUCUCAGAUACAGUCUGUUUUCCUAUAACGCGGUAGUUGCGUUCCUAAAGAACACCGCAUUAUAGAAAAAUCACAUUCUAAUAAUAUGGGGUAAAGCACAGUCCGCGAUAACACGUGAGAUGCGUAUUAUGCAGGCUGAACAAAGAUUGAGGCGCGUGGUUAGCACGCGCCUCAAUCUUAACCUGGAGUGCAGGAACCCCUCAGUGGGUGCGAGAUGCCCUUUCUGAAGGUUAAGAACCACUGAUCUAGAAGUAUCCCGCCUUGGAUGAUGCUAUGCCGAGGUAGCCGUUCAACGGCUUAUUCCUACUCGCGCGACGUAGUUCUGUUCACUCAAUCGCGUGAUAUCCAAUUCACAUCUGCGUUAUAAAAAAAAUGCGUUCCCUAAUACAUUCAUCACGUCAUAUCCAAUUUGCGUUACGAAAACACGCGGCGUUAUCGGAGAACAGACUGCACGUGAAUACAUCCAGUACUUUACUCAUGGUAAAGUGUGACCUGUAAGCCCUGAUCUGCGUUGUAAUAAACAUGUACAUCUGUUAAUCAGUUGUGUGAAUGUGUACCGACUUACGUUGCACAGUGCAGAAUAGUGACGUACAUAUAAUUUUGUACAUAAAUGCGUUUUAAAAAUAAAGGCAAUGUCUUUUUGUACAAAA